Venturia canescens is the source of this 2674-nucleotide messenger RNA. RefSeq names its product Protein phosphatase PP2A regulatory subunit A (gene Pp2A-29B). Bases 328 to 2100 code for a protein of 590 amino acids. The transcript is spliced from 10 exons. NCBI's taxonomy places the organism in Eukaryota, Metazoa, Arthropoda, Insecta, Hymenoptera, Ichneumonidae. The record is from RefSeq and is a predicted model, not a curated record. Gene Ontology annotation, molecular function: protein binding; protein phosphatase regulator activity. Gene Ontology annotation, cellular component: cytoplasm; protein phosphatase type 2A complex. Gene Ontology annotation, biological process: protein dephosphorylation.
UCAACAUCUCUGCUGCUGCUCCAGCUCUCGCCUUUAUACAAUUCUGUUAUCCGUUUGGUCCGAAUUGUUUCGUGGGCCGAUGCGUUAAAAAUUCGUUUUUUUCAUGCUGUGUGAUUCAUCCGCAGCGGAAUAAGAUUUUGUAUUUCGUAAAUCGAGCGUUCUUUUUGGGUAUUGUUCAUCGACUAAGCCCGAGUCAAUAACGAAUACGAGAAGCCGCGAGGAACGAAAGUUACGUUUUUUUUUCGGAUUCGCGAAACAGUGUCGAAGCAUCGCAGUUUCGUAGUGCGUGUGUGUACCCUGUGCGUGUGAGUGAGAAGACAAAUAAAAAUGGCUGCCAGCGACUCAACGACUGACGACAGUCUUUAUCCCAUCGCUGUUUUGAUCGACGAAUUGAAGAACGAGGAUGUACAGUUACGUUUGAAUUCAAUCAAAAAGUUAUCGACCAUUGCUCUGGCGCUUGGUCCGGAACGUACUCGUUCAGAGUUGAUGCCAUUUUUGACUGAGACUAUUUACGACGAAGAUGAAGUACUUUUAGCACUUGCUGAGCAGCUUGGAUCCUUCACACCCCUUGUCGGCGGACCUGAAUAUGUUCACUGUAUUUUGCCACCAUUGGAGGCCCUUGCAACCGUUGAGGAAACGGUCGUACGUGAAAAAGCGGUUGAAUCAUUGCGCAACAUUGCAAGCCAGCACAGUCCUGCAUAUCUCGAGGAUCAUUUCGUACCACUUGUGCAACGUUUAGCCACUGGUGAUUGGUUCACGAGCAGAACUUCUGGUUGCGGAUUAAUGAGCGCUUGUUAUCCUCGUGUUGGUCCUGCUUUCAAAGCUGAAUUGAGAAAGAACUUCCGUGGCCUCUGUCAGGAUGAUACACCGAUGGUGAGACGAGCAGCAGCUGCGAAACUCGGCGAAUUUGCCACAGUCGUUGAAAUCGAGUACUUGAAAUCCGAUCUCAUACCGAUGUUCGUCAUUCUCGCUCAGGACGAACAGGACUCAGUACGAUUAUUGGCAGUCGACGCUUGUGUCAGCAUUGCUCCCCUUUUGCAACAGGAAGACGUCGAACAAUUGGUUAUGCCCACUCUUCGUCAAUGCGCGUGCGAUCAAUCUUGGCGAGUCCGUUACAUGGUUGCUGACAAGUUUACCAGCCUUCAAAAAGCAGUCGGACCAGAAAUAACCAAAGCCGAUCUGGUGCCGGCAUUCCAAGCUCUUCUUAAAGAUACCGAGGCCGAAGUUCGAGCAGCAGCGGCCGACAAAGUUCGCGAUUUCUGUCAAAAUUUGGACCCUUCCAAUCAGGAAACCAUCAUCAUGACAAAUGUUUUGCCAUAUGUGAAAGAUCUGGUCGCCGACCCUAAUCAACAUGUCAAAUCCGCUCUCGCGAGCGUUAUCAUGGGUCUUAGUCCCAUUCUUGGAAAACACAAUACUAUCGAACAUCUGUUGCCUCUAUUUUUAUCACAACUCAAGGACGAAUGUCCGGAAGUUCGUCUCAAUAUAAUAAGCAACUUAGACUGCGUAAAUGAAGUUAUUGGAAUUCAACAACUUUCCCAAUCUUUGUUGCCGGCUAUCGUUGAAUUGGCUGAAGAUUCCAAAUGGCGCGUUCGAUUAGCCAUUAUCGAGUACAUGCCUCUCUUGGCCGGCCAACUAGGAGUCGAAUUUUUCGACGAACAACUGAAUUUUCUCUCGAUGAACUGGUUGGCCGAUCACGUAUACGCGAUACGGGAAGCUGCAACUCUAAAUCUUAAAAAAUUGGUCGAAAAAUUCGGACCAGAGUGGGCACAAACAACUAUUGUUCGUCGAGUUCUUGCUAUGGCAAGGGACUCGAACUAUCUUCACAGAAUGACGUGUCUUUUCUGUAUCAACGUUUUGGCUGAAGUAUGUGGACCAGAAAUAACAACGAAAGUAAUGCUUCCAACGGUGCUCGCUAUGGCGAACGACAACGUCGCGAACGUAAGAUUCAACGUUGCGAAAACGCUACAACGCAUCGGACCUUAUCUCGAGCCCAGCGCUGUACAAACUCAGGUCAAGCCUGUCCUCGAGAAACUCAAUACAGAUCCAGACGUUGAUGUCAAAUAUUUUGCAUCAGAGGCCAUUGCUGGAAUCGCAGCGUAGGUUGAGCGAAUUUCCACUGGAGUGCAUUUAUCAGAGAUCGGAAAUUGCGCAAGAUUGGAAGACGCGUUUUGCCGCUAAGCCACAAUUUCAAAACCUCGAAAACGGCGAUUUGAAAAAAAAGAACAAAAAAAUGCACACCCGCAGAACGAUUUAACCAAAAAAAGAAGCGAUUUUUUUUAUUAGAUCUUUCGUAAUAAUCUAGCGGGAUUUUAAAGGUUGAAACCGUAUUUAAAGAAACAGCUACAACAACAAAAAUCUAAAGUUCCGCUGUUUUUUGUAUAAUUAUAAUAUUUACUGAGUAUCGAAAUAUUCGAUUUAAUUAAGAAAAACAAAAAAGAACAAGAAACACCCAUGUAUCUCUCGUACAUACUUAAGUAAUUGUUUAAAAGCAUAAGAAUUAAUAAAAACAACGGAAUGACUCGGUAUCAUUCCACUUUUUUCGCAUUUCCCCCCCUCUUCGUUGCCCCCUACGCCCUUGACUUCGAUAACGAUCGAGGGUAUUAAAAUUUGAAAAUGUACGUUUAAAACCAGUCACACAUUUAUUUUACCCCUAGAAUAAAUUAAUACAAAUGUA